AUGCAAAUCGUUCGCGGUUUACUUUUGACGAUUGCUUGUUUGAUUGUGGUUGCUACUUGUCGUCGAUCUGAGGAAACGGUAAAGAGCCAAGAUGGUCGGCCAAAAGUAACCAAAGAGGAUACUACCGUAUCCUUCGGUGUUUUGGAUCGUCAAAUUGAUGCUGAUCUUUCCUGCAGCGGAACUUUUGAAAUCAGCCCCAACUCUUCGGGAUUUUUACUGUAUCCUGGAUGGAUUGACGACCCACCAAGCAUCGUUUUGACCUCGGAACUCACUCAAAGAGGUGAUGUGAGGAUGAAAAUCGACUCGAGAGACACCGAUUUUUGGGUUCUUUAUGUGACGGACACACUCAACAAAGACGGGAGUUUGAUGGCGACCGGAUAUCAUUGGUUCUCGUUGCCCAGAAAUGAACAAGAUGGGUGCGAGUACGAGUUUUACAGUGGAUCGAUUCCUGUGCCCAACGAAAGAUCGACCGACUCGAAGCUGUUUUUACUGAAAACAAAGUGGGAAUUCCUUGCACACAAA
Messenger RNA from Mesorhabditis belari, 522 nucleotides. The record is from the annotation of a GenBank genome assembly. NCBI's taxonomy places the organism in Eukaryota, Metazoa, Nematoda, Chromadorea, Rhabditida, Rhabditidae.